This is a messenger RNA of Pyrgilauda ruficollis (rufous-necked snowfinch), 2939 nucleotides long. It is a transcript of the gene TMEM214, whose product is annotated as transmembrane protein 214. Lineage: Eukaryota; Metazoa; Chordata; Aves; Passeriformes; Passeridae. The record is from RefSeq and is a predicted model, not a curated record. The annotation marks the transcript as partial. Gene Ontology annotation, cellular component: Golgi apparatus; endoplasmic reticulum. The transcript is spliced from 22 exons.
GACCGAGCCCUCCCGCACCGACACAGCCGUGCCCGCUGCUGCCGGCGGCGGGAGCGCCUGGCACCGGGGCCGGGCGCUGCGGUUCGCUCCGGUGCCCCGGCUCCGUGCCGUCCCGGUGCCGCGCUGCCCGCGGCGCUGUCGGUCACCGUUUGCUUCCCGUCCCCAGCUCCCAUCGCCACCUCCAGCACCAUCUUCCAGCGGGGCUUCGAGCGGGCGCUGCGCAGGCAGAACAAGGAGCAGGUGCCCCCGGCCGCGGCCCCGGAGCCGCCGCCGCGGAAGCAGCACACCGGCAAGAGCGGCAAGAAGGCACCGGGCAGCGACGCUGGAGCCCAGCCCGGCCGGUGCCGCUCGCUGGAGGAAGCCGUGAAAGCCCUGGACCUGGCGGAUCUGCAGAAGGAGCUGCAGAAGAGCCGCAGUGUGUUCCCCGAGAACCCCUCGGUGUGGGUGAAGGACCUGGCUGGCUACCUCAACUACAAGCUGCAGGCACCCCGGAGCGACCCCGUGCUGAGCCAGCACCCCCACGACUACCCGUACUGCCUGGUGAGCAAGGAGCUGAGGAGCAUCAUCCGCUCCCUGCUGGCAAAGGCCACGGACGUCCUGGAGCUCUUCUUUGACCACUGCAUCUACACCAUGCUGCAGGAGCUGGACAAGGCCCAAGGGGAGUCCCUGCACGGCUACAGGAUCUGCAUCCAGGCCCUCCUGCUGUACAGGCCCCGGAUUGCCACCACCAACCUGGGCAAGUACCUGGAGGUGCUGCGCUCCCACCAGAACCGGCCGGCCAAGUGCCUGACCGUCCUGUGGGCGCUGGGGCAGGCUGGAUUCACCGACCUCCACGAGGGCCUGAAGGUGUGGCUCGGCGUCAUGCUCCCGGUGCUCGGCAUCAAGUCCCUCUCGCCCUACGCCGUUUCCUACCUGGACCGGCUCCUGCUGAUGCACCCCAACCUCACCAAAGGCUUCGGCAUGAUCGGCCCCAAGGACUUCUUCCCCCUCCUGGACUUCGCCUUCAUGCCCAACAACUCGCUGUCCCCCAGCCUGCAGGAGCAGCUGCGGCGCCUGUACCCCCGGCUGAAGGUGCUGGCCCUGGGCGCCCGGCCCGAGGCUGCCCUGCACACCUACUUCCCCUCCUUCCUGUCCCGAGCCACGCCUGCCUGCCCGCCCGCCAUGAAGGAGGAGCUUCUGACCUCCUUGAGCCAGUGCCUGAGCCUGGACCCUCUGAGCUUCAGCGUCUGGAGGCAGCUCUACACCAAACACCUCGCUCAGUCCAGUUUGCUGCUGAACCACCUGCUGGAGUCCUGGGAGAGCAGCAGCAAGAAGGUGCAGCAGUCACUGCAGGAAACGGUUCGCUCCUUCAAGGUGACAAACGAGGAGCUGGCAGCCAGGGGGGACAUGGACGUGGCAGCCUGUGACACUGCCUGCAAGGUGAGGGACAGGGUGGGAUGGGCUGGCACUGCCUGGCAGCAGCCAUGGCCAGAUCUCAGCUCCGUGCUGGGGCCACGAGACAUGCCCAACAACUCGCUGUCCCCCAGCCUGCAGGAGCAGCUGCGGCGCCUGUACCCCCGGCUGAAGGUGCUGGCCCUGGGCGCCCGGCCCGAGGCUGCCCUGCACACCUACUUCCCCUCCUUCCUGUCCCGAGCCACGCCUGCCUGCCCGCCCGCCAUGAAGGAGGAGCUUCUGACCUCCUUGAGCCAGUGCCUGAGCCUGGACCCUCUGAGCUUCAGCGUCUGGAGGCAGCUCUACACCAAACACCUCGCUCAGUCCAGUUUGCUGCUGAACCACCUGCUGGAGUCCUGGGAGAGCAGCAGCAAGAAGGUGCAGCAGUCACUGCAGGAAACGGUUCGCUCCUUCAAGGUGACAAACGAGGAGCUGGCAGCCAGGGGGGACAUGGACGUGGCAGCCUGUGACACUGCCUGCAAGGAGCUGCUGUGCAAGAUGAAGGGCCGGGGCUUCCCCUGGUCCCGGCUGCUGCUCGUCCUGCUGCUCUGCGCUGCUGCCUUCGUCCUGCACGACGUGCAGACACACGGCUCCUUCCAGGCCUCGUCUUGUGCCCGGCUGCUCCGCUCCUCCGGCGUGCUGCCCGCCUCCCAGCUGGCCUGGCAGAAGGUGUCCCGUGCCUGCCUGCAGGGCUACAGGUGGCUGGAGCACAGCCUGGCCCAGCACGGCUCCGUGGCCCUGUCUGUGCUGUGGCCACAGCUGGAGCUGCUCUGGAAAACGAGCGCUGAGGUGGCCCGGGCUGUGACCCAGCAGGGCUGCUCGCUGCUCUCCUGGCUCCACGGCAGCCUGCCCUGGCUCAGCAACUGGCUGCAGAGCCGGCUCCCCGAGGCGCUGCUGCACCUGGCCGAGUGUGCGCGGGAGCUGCUGCUGUUCGUGCUGCACAGCUGCCUGCUGCCGCUGCUGCAGGGCCUGGCUGCGGUGCUGCAGCGGGGCUGGCAGAGCUGCCUCGACUCCUGCAGUGGGGACGUGACGUGGGAGUGCGUGAGGGACCACUUGAUGAGCUUCACCUAUUCCUCCUGGAUUUACCUGCAGAACGCCACCCUGGCCCUCAAAAACUGGGCCCUGGCCAUGAUCUCUGGACACUGAGCUGCUCUCUGGAGGGCACCCCGUGUUCUGGCUGCCGAGGGGUGCCCAGGGUGCAGCAGGACACGGGGCACAGGGCAGUGCCCGCAGGAACUUUGGGUCAAAUCGGGGCUUCUGGGGAGGUUUAUUUUUUUGGGGAGACACACGUCCAGGUUUUUCCACCCCCUGUGACCGCUUUGGCUUUCCCUGUCCCGCUGUCCCUGGGUGGGUGGGUGAUCCCCAUCCCCUCGUGUUUCACCUGCUUACAGGAUCAGGGGUGGACACCUGGAGCCCCUCACCUUCCCAGCCCUCCCCACCAAUGAACGAACUGAUUUAUUUUAUUAUUUUUUCCUUAGAAUCGCUCCGUAUGCUUUACAUUUCUUCCU